Messenger RNA from Chlorocebus sabaeus (green monkey), 7860 nucleotides. NCBI's taxonomy places the organism in Eukaryota, Metazoa, Chordata, Mammalia, Primates, Cercopithecidae. The record is from RefSeq and is a predicted model, not a curated record.
GACGUGGCCUACCGGCGCGGCUACUUUGAUCAGAUGUUGAACUUGAUCCUAUUGGACCCUUCUGAUGACACCAAAGGCUUCUUCGACCCCAACACACACGAGAACCUCACGUACCUGCAGCUUCUGGAGCGCUGCGUGCGCGACCCCGAGACAGGCCUGUACCUCCUGCCACUCAGCGGCGUGCAGUCCCCGCUGGUGGAUGGUGCCACCCGGCAGGCCUUCCAGAACCUGCUGCUCUCCGUGAAGUACGGGCGGUUUCGGGGGCAGAGGGUCUCUGCGUGGGAGCUGGUCAACUCUGAGUACUUCAGCGAGGGCCGCAGGAGGCAGCUGCUGCGUGGCUACCGGCGGCGUGAGGUCACACUGGGGCAGGUAGCACGGCUGCUGGAGGCGGAGACGCAGAGACAGGCGGACGUCAUGCUGCCCGCGCUGCGGGGCCAGGUCACCAUCCACCAGCUCCUGGAGGCCCAUAUCAUUGACAAGCACCUGUUGGACCAAGUGCUGGCCAGGACAGUCAGCCCCGAGGCACUCCUACUCAUGGAUGGUGUCCGCAGGUACCUGUGCGGCCUGGGAGCUGUGGGUGGCGUGCGGCUGCUGCCCUCCGGCCAGCGGCUUAGCCUCUAUCAGGCCAUGAGGCGGAAGCUGCUGGGGCCCAGUGUGGCCCUGGCCCUGCUGGAGGCUCAGGCAGCCACCGGAGCCAUCGUGGACCCUCACAGCCUGGAGAGCCUCUCGGUGGACGAGGCCGUGCGCAGGGGUGUGGUGGGGCCGGAGCUGUAUGGCAGGCUGAAGCGGGCUGAGGGUGCCAUCACUGGCUUCAGAGACCCCUUCUCUGGGAAGCAGGUGUCUCUGUUCCAGGCCAUGAAGAAAGGUCUCAUCUCUUGGGAGCAAGCUGCCCGCCUCCUGGAGGCUCAGGUGGCCACGGGAGGGGUCAUUGACCCCACUGGCCACCACCACCUCCCCAUGCCAGUGGCCAUUCAGCGUGGCUGUGUUGACCAGGAGAUGGAGACAGCCUUGUCCAGCUCCUCCGAGACCUUCCCCACACCAGACGGCCAGGGGCGCACCAGCUAUGCCCGGCUCCUGGAGCAGUGCCCCAGGGAUGAGGCUUCUGGCCUUCACCUCCUGCCCCUGCCAGAAAGUGCUCCUGCCCUCCCCACCGAGGAGCAAGUCCAGAAGAGCCUGCAGGCCAUGCCGGGGGCUGAGGAUGGCACAUCCCUCUGGGACCUGCUCAGCUCCUGCCACUUCACUGAGGAGCAACGGCGGGGCCUGCUGGAGGACGUGCAGGAGGGGAGGACCACUGUGCCACAGCUGCUAGCCUCUGUGCAGAGGUGGCUACAGGAGACUAAGCUCCUGGCCCAAGCCCACGUCGUGGUGCCCGGCCCGCGGGGUGAGAUCCCCGCCGUCUGGCUGCUGGAUGCUGGCAUCAUCACCCAGGAGACCCUUGAGGCCCUGGCUCAGGGCACGCAGUCGCCUGCCCAGGUCGCUGAGCAGCCGGCGGUGAAGGCCUGCCUGUGGGGCACAGGCUGCGUGGCUGGUGUGCUGCUGCAGCCCUCUGGGGCCAAGGUCAGUAUUGCCCAGGCCGUGAGGGACGGCCUCCUGCCCACAGGCCUGGGCCAGAGGCUGCUGGAAGCCCAGGUGGCAUCUGGCUUCCUUGUCGAUCCCCUGAACAACCGGAGACUGUCGGUGGAGGACGCGGUUAAGGUCGGCCUGGUGGGCAGGGAGCUGAGUGAGCAGCUUGGGCAGGCCGAGAGGGCGGUGGCCGGGUACCCAGAUCCCUACUCUGGGGGCUCCCUCUCUCUGUGGCAGGCCAUGGAGAAGGGACUCGUGCCACAGAACGAGGGCUUGCCCCUCCUGCAGGUGCAGCUGGCCACAGGGGGUGUGGUGGACCCUGUCCACGGGGUGCACCUGCCCCAGGCAGCAGCCUGCAGACUCGGCCUUCUGGACACACAGAUGAGCCAGGUGCUAACAGCAGUUGACAAGGACAACAAGUUCUUCUUUGACCCCAGUGCGCGGGACCAGGUGACCUACCAGCAGCUCAGGGAGCGCUGCGUGUGCGACUCCGAGACUGGCUUGUUGCUGCUGCCACUGCCCUCAGACACAGCACUUGAGGUGGAUGACCACACUGCAGUGGCUCUUAGGGCCAUGAAGGUGCCCGUCAGCACAGGGAGGUUUAAGGGGUGUAGUGUGUCGCUCUGGGACCUGCUGCUCUCCGAGUACGUCUGUGCUGACAAGCGGCGGGAGCUGGUGGCACUCUGUCGGUCUGGGAGGGCUGCAGCCCUGCGGCAGGUGGUCAGCGUGGUCACUGCCCUGGUCGAGGAUGCAGAGAGGCAGCCCCAGCAGGCCACCUUCAGAGGGCUCCGGAAGCAGGUGUCAGCCAGGGACCUGUUCAGGGCACAGCUGAUCAGCAGGAAGACGCUGGACGAGCUGAGCCAAGGGACGAUGACGGUGAAGGAGGUGGCGGAGAUGGACAGCGUGAGGCAGUUCCUGGAGGGAGGCAAUUUCAUUGCCGGGGUCCUUGUCCAGGGCACCCAGGAGAGGAUGAGCAUCCCAGAAGCCCUGCGGAGGCACAUCCUGCGGCCUGGCACAGCCCUGGUACUGCUGGAGGCACAGGCAGCUACUGGCUUCAUCAUCGACCCCGUGGAGAACCGGAAGCUGACCGUGGAGGAGGCAUUCAAAGCAGGGAUGUUUGGCAAAGAAACCUACGUGAAGCUGCUGUCGGCUGAGCGCGCCGUCACCGGCUACACCGACCCCUACACCGGGCAGCAGAUCUCCCUCUUCCAGGCCAUGCAGAAGGGCCUCAUCGUCCGGGAGCAUGGCAUCCGCCUGCUGGAGGCCCAGAUCGCCACGGGCGGCAUCAUUGACCCCGUGCACAGCCACCGUGUGCCUGUGGACGUGGCCUACCGGUGUGGCUACUUUGAUGAGGAGCUGAACCGCAUCCUGGCAGACCCAAGCGACGACACCAAGGGCUUCUUUGACCCCAACACACACGAGAACCUCACGUACCUGCAGCUUCUGGAGCGCUGCAUGGAGGAUCCUGAGACUGGCCUGUAUCUGCUACAAAUCAUAAAGAAAGGAGAAACCUACGUGCAUAUCAGUGAGGCCAUGAGACACGAGUUGCAAUCUAGAACUGUAAAAAUGCGCGUGGGGAGGUUUGCUGACCAGGUGGUCUCUUUCUGGGACCUGCUGUCCUCUCCAUACUUCACAGAGGACAGGAAGCGGGAGCUCAUCCAGGAGUAUGGAACCCAGAGUGGGGGCCUGGAGAAAUUACUGGAAAUCAUCACCAAGACAAUUGAAGAAACAGACACGCAAAACCAAGGCAUCAAGGUGGCGGCCAUCAGAGGGGAGGUGACAGCUGCAGAGCUGUUCAACUCCGGGGUCAUCGAUCAGAAGACCCUGCAUACACUUCGUGUGGGGAGGACUGGGGGACAAGCACUUAGCACGCUGGAGUGUGUAAAGCCUUACCUGGAAGGCAGUGGCUACAUUGCAGGGGUGAUGGUGCCCUCCACCAGGGAGGUCAUGAGCCUUCAUGAGGCCAGCAGGAAGGAGCUCAUCCCUGUAGGAUUUGCAACUUGGCUGCUGGAGGCACAGGCCGCGACUGGGUUCCUCCUGGACCCCAGCACCCACCAGAGGCUCUCCGUGGACGAGGCUGUGGAUGUGGGCCUGGUGAGUGAGGAGCUGCGGGAGAGGCUCCUGAAGGCCGAAAGGGCUGCCACGGGCUACAGGGAUCCAGCCACGGGAGACACAAUCCCACUGUUCCAGGCCAUGCAGAAGCAGCUCAUUGAGAAGGCAGAAGCACUGAGGUUGCUGGAGGUGCAGGUGGCCACGGGGGGUGUCAUCGACCCACUGCACCACCACCGGCUCCCACUGGAAACCGCCUACAGACGUGGCUGUCUGAAAGAGGACAUCUAUGCGCUCAUUUCUAACCAGAAGCACAUGAGGAAACGGUUUGUGGACCCGAACACGCAGGAGAAGGUCUCCUAUCGAGAGCUGCAGGAGAGGUGCCACCUGCAAGAGGACACUGGCUGGGUGCUCUUCCCAGUGAACAAGGAUGCACGGGACUCCGAAUACAUAGACGACGAGACGAGAAGGGCCCUGGAGGCAGAGCAAGUGGAAAUAACAGUGGGAAGGUUCAGAGGUAAGAAGCCAACACUGUGGGAACUGCUGAAUUCAGAAUACGUGACAGAGGAGAAGAAGCUCCAGCUGGUGAAGAUGUACAGAAUGGACACGAGCCAGGCACUGCGGAAGGUAGCACACCAGAUCUCAGACAUGAUUGAGAAGCAGGAAAACAGCAACAAACAACUGUGGUUCCAAGGAAUUAGAAGACAGAUCACAGCCUCUGAACUCCUCAGCUCAGCCAUAAUCACGGAGGAAAUGCUCCGGGACCUGGAAACAGGGCGGAGCACGACACAACAGCUCAGGGAGGACGACCGCAUCAAGCGCUACCUGGAGGGCACCAGCUGCAUUGCGGGCGUCCUGGUGCCCGCCAAGGACGAGCCCGGCCGCCAGGAGAAGAUGAACAUCUACCAGGCCAUGUGGAAGGGCGUGCUGCGGCCCGGCACGGCCUGCACUGCCCUGGUGCUGCUGGAGGCGCAGGCGGCCACCGCUUCGCUCACUCACCCGUGGCGCAACCCGAGAGGCUGUCCGCGGAGGAGGUCAGUGGCCGCGGGCGUGGUGGGCGGCGAGAUCCAGGAGUAGCUGCUGUCGCCGAGCGCCGUCACCGGCUACACCGACUCCCUAAGCACCGGGCAGCAGAUCUCCCUCUUCCAGGCCAUGCAGAAGGACCUCAUCAACCGAGCAUAUGAUCCGGGCCUGCUGCGCCCAGAUCGCCACGGGCGCGCCAUCGACCUCGCGCACAGCCACCGCGCGCCCGUGGACGCAGCACGGCGCCGCUACUUCGACGAGGAGAACCGCAUCCUGGCGGACCCUUACGACGACACCAAGGGCUUCUUCACCCCACACGCACGGCAGAACCUCACGCACGUGCAGCUGCUGCGCCGCUGCGUGCGCGACCCGGACACCGGGCUCUACAUGCUGCAGCUGGCAGCGGGCUCCGCCGUGCACCAGCUGAGCAGGAGCUGCGCUGGGUGCCUCCUGCGGGACGCCCGGACGCCAGGCUCGGGCGCCUCCAAGGCCAGAGCUGCCUCCGUCUGGGAGCUCCUCUUCUACCGCGAGGUGUCCGAGGACCAGCGCCAGGACCUGCUGAGCAGAUACCGGGCGGGCACGCUGAGCGUGGAGGAGCUGGGCGCCACCCUCACCUCGCUGCUGGCCCAGGCCCAGGCCGAGGCCGAGGCCGGAGGCCCGCGCCCAGUCCGGGAGGCCCUGCGUGCGGCCACCAUGGAGGUCAAGGUGGGCCGCCUCGGGCACGCGGCUCCGUGGUGGGAUGCGGCUGGCGUCCGGCUACGUGAGCGGGCCGGGGAGGAGCUGCUGGCCAAGUUUGGCUCAGGACUCUGGCCUUGCUCCGCAUUCGACCCGCCGCUGACCGCCAUCAUCGAGGAGGCCGAGGAGGCUCCCGGACCCGGCCGGGCAGCUCCAGACGCCGCGCGCGGCCCGCGGGAGCCAGGGCCAGCCGGGCAAGGGACGGCGAGCCGGGCGCCCCGGCCAGGCGAGGGCCAGGGCGAGACCGAGGAGGCCGCUGCCGCCGCCCGCCAAGAGCAGACCCCAAGUGCAGCUACCUUGAUGGAGGUGCAGCGCGGCAGCCCCAGGGGCGGCCGGGUCUCCGUGGAUGUCCUUCCUCGUGACCUGAGCGAGGCCCGCCGAGACGAGCUCCCUGGCUCCAGCACGCGGCCGCGUCCUGGGCCUGCCCGACUCAAGCCGCCGUCCCUCACCCGGGUCAUCGAGGAGACCGAGGAGCGGCUCAGCAAGGUGUCCUUCCGAGGCCUGAGGCGCCAGGUGUCCGCCUCCGAGCUGCACACGCUGGGGGAUCCUGGGCUCGAGACUCCCUGCGGAUCUGGCCCAGGCACUAAGUCGCUGCAGGAGGUGACGGAGAUGGACUCGGUCAAGCGCUACCUGGAGGGCACCAGUUGCAUCGCUGGCGCCCUGGUGCCCGCCAAGGACGAGCCCGGCCGCCAGGAGAAGAUGGGCAUCUACCAGGCCAUGUGGAAGGAUGCAUGGCAUCCGGGCACGGCCCUGGUGCUGCUGGAGGCGCAGGCGCCACCGUUUGCCACACGACCCCGUGGGCGCAACCUGGGAGGCUGUCCGUGGAGGAGGCGUGGCCGCGGCGUGGUGGGCGGCGAGAUCCAGGAGAAGCUGCUGUCGGCCGAGCGCGCCGUCACCGGCUACACCGACCCCUACACCGGGCAGCAGAUCUCCCUCUUCCAGGCCAUGCAGAAGGACCUCAUCGUCCGGGAGCACGGCAUCCGCCUGCUGGAGGCCCAGAUCGCCACGGGCGGCGUCAUCGACCCCGUGCACAGCCACCGCGUGCCCGUGGACGUGGCCUACCGGCGCGGCUACUUCGACGAGGAGAUGAACCGCGUCCUGGUGGACCCCAGCGACGACACCAAGGGCUUCUUCGACCCCAACACGCACGAGAACCUCACGUACGUGCAGCUGCUGCGCCGCUGCGUGCGCGACCCGGACACCGGGCUCUACAUGCUGCAGCUGGCAGGCCGGGGCUCCGCCGUGCACCAGCUGAGCGAGGAGCUGCGCUGUGCCCUGCGGGACGCCCGUGUGACGCCAGGCUCGGGCGCCCUCCAGGGCCAGAGCGUCUCCGUCUGGGAGCUCCUCUUCUACCGCGAGGUGUCCGAGGACCAGCGCCAGGACCUGCUGAGCAGAUACCGGGCGGGCACGCUGAGCGUGGAGGAGCUGGGCGCCACCCUCACCUCGCUGCUGGCCCAGGCCCAGGCCGAGGCCGAGGCCGGGAGCCCGCGCCCAGACCCCCGGGAGGCCCUGCGUGCGGCCACCAUGGAGGUCAAGGUGGGCCGCCUCCGGGGGCACGCGGUGCCCGUGUGGGACGUGCUGGCGUCCGGCUACGUGAGCGGGGCCGCCCGGGAGGAGCUGCUGGCCAAGUUUGGCUCAGGGACUCUGGCCUUGCCCGCACUGACCCGCCGGCUGACCGCCAUCAUCGAGGAGGCCGAGGAGGCCCCCGGGACCCGGCCGCAGCUCCAGGACGCCUCGCGCGGCCCGCGGGAGCCAGGGCCAGCCGGGCAAGGGGACGGCGAGUCGGGGCGCUCCCCGGGCCAGGGCGAGGGCCAGGGCGAGACCGAGGAGGCCGCUGCCGCCGCCCCCCGCCAAGAGCAGACCCUGCGUGGUGCCACCAUGGAGGUGCAGCGCGGGCAGUUCCAGGGGCGGCUGGUCUCCGUGUGGGAUGUUCUCUUCUCCUCGUACCUGAGCGAGGCCCGCCGAGACGAGCUCCUGGCCCAGCACGCGGCCGGCAUCCUGGGCCUGCCCGACCUCGUCGCCGUCCUCACCCGGGUCAUCGAGGAGACCGAGGAGCGGCUCAGCAAGGUGUCCUUCCGAGGCCUGAGGCGCCAGGUGUCCGCCUCCGAGCUGCACACGUCUGGGAUCCUGGGCCCCGAGACCCUGCGGGACCUGGCCCAGGGCACUAAGUCGCUGCAGGAGGUGACGGAGAUGGACUCGGUCAAGCGCUACCUGGAGGGCACCAGCUGCAUCGCGGGCGUCCUGGUGCCCGCCAAGGACGAGCCCGGCCGCCAGGAGAAGAUGGGCAUCUACCAGGCCAUGUGGAAGGGCGUGCUGCGGCCCGGCACGGCCCUGGUGCUGCUGGAGGCGCAGGCGGCCACCGGCUUCGUCAUCGACCCCGUGCGCAACCUGAGGCUGUCCGUGGAGGAGGCCGUGGCCGCGGGCGUGGUGGGCGGCGAGAUCCAGGAGAAGCUGCUGUCGGCCGAGCGCGCCGUCACCGGCUACACCGAC